Messenger RNA from Megalopta genalis, 3138 nucleotides. RefSeq lists its product as uncharacterized. Lineage: Eukaryota; Metazoa; Arthropoda; Insecta; Hymenoptera; Halictidae. The record is from RefSeq and is a predicted model, not a curated record.
GUAUAGUUAAUUUUGAAAAAUAUACGCUUGUUUGAAUUAGUGCUUUCUAACCUAAUAAAAGAUUUCGGUUGAUAAUAAUAUCAUAUUAAUAUAAAUGUAAUACACAUAAAUAUAAAGAAAUCAAUACUUUCAUGUGGUUGCGCAAAAAACUUGCAACUUGCCCUGUAUACAUUCUUGCAGUUAUCGUCUGCGUCUUUGAUUAUAUUUGAUGCAGUCGAACAACAAAAAAUGUAACUUCAAAUCAGUGUGAAUGGCAUACUACAUACAUCUAUAAACAUAAGUUUGAUGCUACACACAUAUGCAUGGAAGUUUACAAUUUGUUUAAAACUUUUGUAGUUUACAGUACUUGCACAAAGAAUGAUUGUACAUAAUGGAUAAAAAGUUAAACUUACCAAAUCUGGAUGAAUCUUAUUAUGAUGGCAUUGAAAAGAUUGUUGGUUCCAAGAAUGAUACAACAUUUCUAUUACCUGCAGACGUUUUACAGAAAAGGAAAGAAUUUUGGCACGACUUCUUUCAAAAGUAUGCAGAGGAGUCGGUAAUAGGAAAUGAUUUAGACUUACUUGACAUUCAAGACAGCGGACCUCAUAAAAAGUCAUUAAAAUUUAUACAACAUUGGGUAGACAAUGGUACUUUGCCAUAUAACAAUAUAAUGGAUAUAAAUAAGGAAUCAGAACAAUGUGAUGCAGCAAAAGUGUUGACAAAUACUUCCAGCAGUUCUGUUGAUACAGUUGCAUAUAUAUUAUCAAAUAAUAAUACAACUAAUAAAUUUACUACAAUGGCUAUUGUGGAGGGAGCAAAACAAGGCUCAUUGGUAGACCUUGAGAAUGAAGAUAUAGGAAGCGUAGAUACAAUAAAACUUGUCAGAAAUACAGAUGGUAGAGAUAAUAAUGACAAUGUGUUACAACAGAAUGGUGAAAAUAGUAUUGAGAAUGCUUCCAUGAUGCCCUCUGCUGAAAUUGAGAAAGAUAUAACAUUUAAGAGAAAUGAUGAACCAGAAGUAAACAGAACACCUAAAAUUAACUACAAUAAGCUAUUUACUGAGAAAUUGAUGCAUUUAAUUACUAAAAAAGAAAAUCGGAAUUCUUAUAUAAAAGAAAGCUUAAUCAAUAGAGAAUUAAAUCAAUCUUCGCGAUUCUACUUAACAGAAGAAAAUUCUGAAUGUCAAAAUGAUUCACAAAGAUUAAGUCAACGUAAAAAGUUAUAUAGUGCCAGAGAUUCACCUGUUGAUAUUGUUUCUACAAUUCGUAGAAACACAAGUAUUAUACCCAGGAGAAAACAAUUUUUGCAUCCUGCGUUAGAUUCACAGAUUACAGCAAGAAGAAGGUCUAAAUUCUUCCAAAAAAGAAGAACACAGCAGAUUAGUAUGUAUCAUAAAAGUGUGAUGAAUAGUAGCACAUUCUCCCUUCCAAAUACUAUGAGUAAAAAAUGGAGUAAUACUAAAAAAUCUUCCAUGGCUAAUUCGCAAAGUGUACGUAAAUUAAAAACUCGAGAAACAAGUCUUAGUUCCACUGACGGUAACAGUACUGUUAUAGAAUGCAAUAAUCAGAAUAUGAAUAUGUCUGCAAUAGUUAAUACUGGAAGCGAAAUUGUUAGUUCAAAUGCGAGUGAAUUUAAGAAACCUAACAAUACUGUAAGAGAAUUCAGAAAGUCUAAAUUAAGAGUUACUAGGUCUAGAUUAAAAAAUCAAAUGAAAUUAUCCUUAUCAAAACCUAAUGAACUAAACAAACUUCCAAUACCACAGAACAUAAAACCGAUAGUUUGUUUAAAACGAUUAUCCGAAUCCGACAUAAGAAAAUACAAAAAGCCGAAAAAUUUAACGAUUAAUUUUGAUAAUUUAUUAAAACCAGUAGUUCGUGUAAAACGAUUACUAGAGUCCGAUAUAGAAAAAUAUAAAAAGUCGGAUAAAGAAGUCAAGAACGUUGAGAAUUCACAUUCAGCGAUUUAUUUAAAACAGUCAUCACAAUUUGUUUCUGGCGGAAGUAGAAAAGUAGAGAAAAUGGUGAGAAUUCCUUGUAACUUAAAUGCAACAGUUCGUUUAACACGACUAUCAAAGCGCGAUAUUGAAAAUAUUACCAAUUCGAAUACAUCGAUGAAAGAUAAUAUUAAUUCGAAUACAAUAAAGAAAAAUAAUAUUAUACCGAGUACAUUAAAGAACAAUAAUUUACAGUCUCAAACUAUCCAGAUACAAAAUGAUAGAACAAGUAAUACUAAAAGACCCCUGCGCUCACAAAAUGCCUCAACUAAUUCGGUCCGCAAUAGCAAGACCAUUAACUUAUUUGAGGAUUCAGAUAGUGAUCAUAGCACUUUAUUGAUCCAUAAAUGUGAAAAUUCUAAAUCUGCAAAAGAUACAAAUAAUCCGCAUGGCUCUAGCAAUGUCUCCUUAUAUGAUAAAAUUGGAACAGAAAUUAAUAAAAUUCGUGAAAAUAACGUAAAUUUCAUGCUAGAUGAUGAAAUAGAAAUAUUGCCCAAAAGUAGCUCUAAACGUGGUAGCGAAUUCGCUCCUAAAACAAAGAACAGUUUCAUUUUCUUGUUUGACGAUAGCAAUGACUUUGUAAAACUUAUACCACGGAAAACAAAUAAAACAUUCAAAAAUAAUAUAGAUACAAGUCUAAAUGAUGCUGAUGAUACUUGUAGUACAGGUAAACCGUCAGUAACGUCUGAAAGCACUUCAUCACUAUCAAGAUGUCGUGUAGAAAAAAGGUUUAAAAGAUGGAACUUUAGGCAUGCAAAGAUGAUUAGAAAUGUACAUGAAAUGAUUCUUAGAAAUAAAAACGGUAGAUCUCCCCGAAGGGUAAAGAUAAAUUGUAACAAUGAUAAAAACAAUGCUCAAACCGCAAUUCAAAAACCAAAAGUGGUGAAUGUUAAAAAGGUUAAAAACAAGCUAGAUGCGAAUAAUCUAUAUUUUCGAACGGAACUGUUCGAUACUGAUUCAGAAGCAUCAUCGUGUUACUAAUAAUUCUUAUUAAUAUGAUAAUUAAUUAAUAUUGUAGUAUAUAAUUUGUAUAAAGUUUGGACUACUUUUGACUUAAGGAAAAGUGAAGUACAACUAAGUAUCCUGGUCUAAAGUAUCAUAUAAAUCAUUCGAAUGUAAGUGAAAUUGUUCACGGUCUAUGUUCAUACGAAAUAUUAAGAAAUUCA